Choloepus didactylus (southern two-toed sloth) is the source of this 2430-nucleotide messenger RNA. RefSeq names its product cytochrome P450 2B11-like. Bases 44 to 1519 code for a protein of 491 amino acids. The transcript is spliced from 9 exons. The record is from RefSeq and is a predicted model, not a curated record. Gene Ontology annotation, biological process: xenobiotic metabolic process. Gene Ontology annotation, molecular function: iron ion binding; oxidoreductase activity, acting on paired donors, with incorporation or reduction of molecular oxygen, reduced flavin or flavoprotein as one donor, and incorporation of one atom of oxygen; heme binding. NCBI's taxonomy places the organism in Eukaryota, Metazoa, Chordata, Mammalia, Pilosa, Megalonychidae. Gene Ontology annotation, cellular component: intracellular membrane-bounded organelle; cytoplasm.
CAGCUCAAGACCGCAGUGGGGUGGAAGACGACAGGAGAGCACCAUGGAGAUCAGCGUCCUGCUCCUUCUCGCUGUCCUGACAGGCCUCUUGCUUCUCCUGGCCAGGGGCCACCCGAAGGCCAAAGGCCGCCUCCCGCCAGGGCCCCGUCCCCUGCCCUUCUUGGGAAACCUUCUGCAGAUGGACAGAAGAGGUCUGCUCCGUUCCUUCCUGAGGCUCCGAGAGAAAUACGGGGACGUAUUCAUGGUGUAUCUGGGGCAGAGGCCCGUGGUCAUGCUGUGUGGGACGGACGCCAUCCGGGAGGCCCUGCUGGACCAAGCCGAGGACUUUUCCGGCCGGGCACCAAUUGCUGUCGUUGACGAGUUCUUCCAGGGCUAUGGUGUGGUCUUUGCCAACGGGGACCGCUGGAAGACCCUUCGGAGGUUCUCUUUGGCCACCAUGAAGGACUUCGGGAUGGGAAAGCGGAGCAUCGAGGAGCGGAUUCAGGAGGAGGCCCAGUCCCUGGUGGAGGAGAUACGGAAAACUCAGGGAGCCCUCCUGGACCCCACUUUCUUCUUCCACGCCAUCACUGCCAACAUCAUCUGCUCCAUCAUCUUUGGAGAACGAUUUGCCUACAAAGAUCCACAGUUCCUGCGGCUGCUGGACUUGUUCUACCAGUCCUUUGCACUCGUCAGCUCCUUCUCCAGCCAGGUGUUCGAGCUCUUCCCCGGCUUCCUGAAGCACUUCCCGGGCGCACACCGGCAAAUCUGCAAAAAGCUGCAGGAGAUCAACGCCUUCAUCGGCCGCAGCGUGGAGAAGCACCGGGAUACCCUGGACCCCAACGCUCCCCGGGACUUCAUCGAUACCUACCUGCUGCGCAUGGACAAAGAGCAAUCGAAUCCGGACAGCGAGUUCCACCACCGCAACCUCAUCUUCACCGGGCUCUCGCUCUUCUUCGCGGGCACCGAGACCACCAGCACCACUCUCCGCUACGGAUUCCUGCUCUUGCUCAAACACCCCCAGGUCACAGAAAAAAUCCACAAGGAAAUCGAUCAGGUGAUUGGCCCCCAUCGCCUUCCAGCCCUGGAUGACCGGGCCAGAAUGCCCUACACAGACGCUGUCAUCCACGAGAUUCAGAGAUUCUCGGACCUCCUCCCCAUCAGCCUGCCCCACGUGGUUACCAAAGACACUUACUUCCGCGGGUACCUCCUCCCCAAGGGCAUUAACGUAUUCCCCAUCCUGAGCUCUGCCCUCCAUGACACACGCUACUUUGAAAAACCCGACGGCUUCCACCCUGAGCACUUUCUGGAUGCCAGUGGUGCACUGAAGAAGAAUGACGCUUUCAUCCCCUUCUCCUUAGGAAAGCGGAUCUGCCUUGGCGAAGGCAUCGCGCGCAUGGAGCUGUUCCUUUUCUUCACCACCAUCCUCCAGCACUUCUCCGUGUCCUGCCCUGUGGCCCCUGAGGACAUUGACCUCACACCCCGGGAGUGUGGGGUAGGCAAACUGCCCCCGAACUACCAGCUCCGCUUCCUGCCUCGCUGAGGAGGGGGGCAAGAGAAGGAGUCCAAGCUUUCCAGCAUCAUCCAGGGCCCCCACCUCUGUAGAGAAUGACCCCUGGUUCCCUCCAAGUCUUCCUGCUUCUGAGAGACCUGCUAUAAGCUGGUAUCCUUUCCCCACCUUAGUUCCCACCUCCAUUGGGAAGUCCUUUCUGCAGUCUCACCUCCUUCCAUCAUGCUGCAACUCUUCUAGACUCUAGGAGGUCAUUUCCUUUCCCCUGGAAAUAGAAAUACAGAAUUUGGAAGCAACCUCAAAACUGUCCAACACCUUCCUUGAUGAGGAUAGAAAAAACUGGGGCCUAAGAGAGGAAACUUGGCUCAGGGUCCCUCAGCAGUUCCACCUCCCAGGCUGCAGUUCAUGCUGGGUGACUUUGCCCCUUACACAGAACCACAACCCUUGUUUUUCAACUCCUUCUGCUCCAGAUCUGUGCCAAAGGGCUCUUCAUACGUGAUCCCACUUGAAUCCUCCUUCUGAUAGCCCCAUGCUAUGAUCAUGCCCAUUUUACAGAUGAGUAAAACGGAGGCCAGGCAGGGGCAGCCAUUAGCCAAGGUCACAUGACUAGAGACUGGCAAAGCAAGAUUUACCCUCUGUUUGACUCUAGAACCCAAACUCUUCACCACAGCCUCUUUUUACUUUUUUUUUUAAAUCAAGAUGAAAUUCACAGAACAAAAUUAACCGUUUUCAAGUGUAUAAUUCAGUAGAAUGUGUACAUUCACCAUGUUGUUCAACCACUAGCUCUAUCUAGCCUCAAAACAUUUUUAUUAACCCCAAGCCAUUAAGCAGUCACUCCUCAUUUCCCCUUGCCCCCAGCCCCUGGCAACCACCACCUUGCUUUUUGUAUCUGUGGAUUGAUGGGUUUUGGAUAUUUCAUAUAAAUGGACUCAGACAAUAUGGGA